Molecule: messenger RNA, 1195 nt
Organism: Raphanus sativus (radish)
Lineage: Eukaryota; Viridiplantae; Streptophyta; Magnoliopsida; Brassicales; Brassicaceae
Product: anaphase-promoting complex subunit 11
Exons: 3
Coding region: 666-998 (110 amino acids)
Biological process (GO): positive regulation of mitotic metaphase/anaphase transition; anaphase-promoting complex-dependent catabolic process; protein ubiquitination
Cellular component (GO): nucleus; anaphase-promoting complex
Molecular function (GO): cullin family protein binding; ubiquitin protein ligase activity; zinc ion binding
Source: RefSeq, a predicted model, not a curated record
UUCUGAAUUCUCUGAUUGCUUCGUUCCGUUUCGUUUAUAUCAAUUCUCUCCGCUUAGAAAACGCGAUCUGAUGAAUGAUUUAUUUGAAUCUUUUUUUAUCUCGUAUAAGUUUCCAUACGAUCAAGCCUUAACCAUUUUAGAUUUAGAGUUUAAUAUUGCGUUCUGUAAAAAGGAUAUUACUUUCUUGGGUUUAGUAUUCCAGAACGAGUUUGGUUCGUUAGAAUUGUCCUCAAACAUCUGAGUGUCUACCAGGUGUUCGAUUAAAUGUCUUUGUGUUUAGGUUCCUCUUUGCUAAUUGUGAGUUUUAAUAUUUACAAUGUUUCUUUUUUGGUUUGUCUAUUAUCUUAAUAGUUAAUCUCUCUGUUUUUUUUGUUGUGUAUGAGUGCUUCGUAAUGGCUUUGUGUUUUUCUCAUUUUGUUUCUUCAGGAGGAAGACAUGAAAGUCAAGGUCUUGCGUAUCCUUCUACUUCGUCUUCUCUGCAUACAUAGGUUCUUUGAUGUUUAGAACAUGAUUUUUUAAGAUGCAGCUUAGGUUAGGUUUGUUUCCUAAGAUCUGUUCUCUUUUCAUUAAUUUCAGUUUUGAUUACUGAUGUAGAUGACUUUCUAAUAGUUUUUUUUUCUGGUGAGGACUCUUGUCGUUACCUCUCAACUAGUUCACAUAGCUCAAUGUUUCUUAAUUUAGGAUUUUGUUUCCACAAAAAAAAAAAAUGUUUCUUCCUUGACUCUCAGUGCUACUAUGUCUUUACUGACUUUAAAAAAACAGAGUGGCACGCGGUUGCGUCAUGGACAUGGGAUGCUCAAGAUGAGACAUGUGGGAUAUGUCGUAUGCCAUUUGACGGUUGUUGUCCAGACUGCAAACUCCCUGGAGAUGAUUGCCCUCUAAUUUGGGGAGCUUGCAACCAUUCGUUCCAUCUCCAUUGUAUAUUGAAAUGGGUCAAUUCACAGACGAGUCAAGCUCAUUGCCCCAUGUGCCGUAGAGAAUGGCAAUUCAAAGAGUAACAAGGAGUGGAGAGAGAUCCACCGUUUGUGUUGUGCUUUUUGAGUAGAUAUCUAGCAUUGGCUUUCAUUUAUAGAGAUGUGUUGGAUCGUUGUUCCGAAUUUAGUACGACCCUUGAUGGAUUGUUAAUGAAUGCAAAUAACUAACCACAAAAUUGCAGCAAAGAGUUUUGGUGCACUCUAUUUGUGUGCAUUUACAA